ACAUUUUAUUGAAACACUGACCAGCAAAUGAAUCUGCUGCACUUUUGCUAUUCUAAACAUAUAAAUUAGACAUUAUGCUGAAAUUAAAGUGAUGUAUCAUGUAUAUUUUAUUUACUGACAAGACUCACAGCUGAAAUCAACCACUAACAUCAGGUAAGUCAAGUAUUUAAAAUCGUAAAAGAAAUUCAAUGCAUCAUUUUCCAUUGAAGACAUGAUUGUAAACCAUGACACAAUAUUCAUUUUUAUGACCUAAUCCAUCAAAAUAAUUACAAUAAUUGCAACAGUGUUAAACAAAGUAGGUUUUUUAUAUAUAAAAACCUGAAUCGUAGCUUCAUUCUAGAAACACAAACUAUGUGUGCCUUUUGCUUAGCACAACAUAAAUAAAUGCUUUGCCUUCCAAAAGCAACUGACCCAGGCUGUUCUCUGGCAACCAGAAACGUGUGAGCUGAGUGCUGAUAGCCCUCCAUAGGCGCUUUCAGUUUCAGCGCCCCAGUUUUUUCCAUUACCAGAGACCUUCAUACAUCAGUUUGAUUCACAUCAAGGCAAAGAGAGAAUCAGCAAGGAUAUCCAGCAUUUCUCCUCUUCGAUGAGCUGAACUGUGAGCACAGGCCAUUUCAGGACUCGAGUUACAGAGAACAUGAUGGAAAAACACACAGGCUUCAACAGAUUCGUCUUGUCUUGUGUUUGAAAGCUUGAAUAUAAGAUUUGGAAAUCCAAAGCUUGGCAGGGUGUUCAACAAACUACUGGAGCAUCGACAGGAUUGGCUGAAGUUACACAAAGUUUUCUAAAAGAUGGGCUUGAAGUGGAUACAUCUUGCUCCACUGACUUGUCUGCUCUUCAUGAUCUGCUGUAGUCAUGGUGGAAAUGUCCUUGUGUUCCCCGAGGACGGAAGCCACUGGGUAAACAUGCAGGUCAUUCUUAGAAAGCUCCACACGAACGGGCAUAGCAUUACCGUUGUGCGAUCAUCCAAAAGUUGGUACAUCCAAGAGAGUUCUCCUAUCUACAGCACCAUCACCGUCAACCCCACGGAAACAGAAGAUGUUGGAGCUGAUUUCUUCAAGAUACUAUUAGAGAGGUCACUAGAUUUACAGAGGAUGUCACCCAUCGUUCGUUUUUUUGAACAGCAGAAAGAUAUAACCAACACUUUAAAGAUAUUUCACAAGGGAGCGCUUCAAAUGAUUUCUGCUAUAUUGGAUGAUACAUCACUUGUUAAGCAUUUGCGCGAUGCUAACUUUGACCUGCUGCUAACAGACCCUGCUUUCCCUGCUGGAGUCCUGUUAGCCAAGUUUCUCGCCCUUCCCAUGAUUUAUAAUGUGCGCUGGCUAAAUGCAGGGGAUGCUCACAUGGCAAUUGCUCCAUCACCCCCAUCCUUCGUUCCGAUGUAUAACUCGUUGUUCAGUGACCGAAUGAACUUCCUGCAAAGAACGGAAAACUUCCUGAGGUAUCUGGUCAGCCUUCUUCAGGAGCACUGCAUCAUUGUGCCCAUUUACAGUGACAUGCUUGACCGUCACUUCCCACCAGGCUCAGAUCUUCUCAAAAUGCAGCAGUCGGCUGACAUUUGGCUUAUGAGAGUGGACUUUGUUUUUGAGUUUCCACGGCCCACCAUGCCUAACGUUGUCUACAUCGGCGGAUUUCAAUGUCGGCCGGCGCAACCACUUCCUGUGGAGCUUGAAGACUUCAUGCAGAGCUCCGGAGAGCACGGAGUGGUGAUGAUGUCACUGGGAGCUGCGGUUGGUGCACUUCCUACAGAGAUCAAUGAAGUCAUUGCUACUGCCUUCGCUAAGAUCCCUCAGAAAGUCGUGUGGAGGUACCACGGAGAUCCGCCUUCGUCUCUGGGAAACAACACUCUUCUUCUAGAAUGGUUUCCACAGAAUGAUCUCCUUGGUCAUCCGAAGACCCGCAUGUUUGUAUCUCACGGGGGUACUAACGGUAUCUAUGAGGCUAUUUACCAUGGAGUCCCUGUCUUAGCUUUACCACUCCUCUUUGACCAGUUUGACAAUGUUAUGCGACUCCAGGUUCGAGGUGUAGCCCGCGUGCUUCAAGCUGCAACGCUGACAGAACAAGAAUUCCUCAAAGCCCUCCAAGAUGUUCUUGAGGACCCAGUGUACAGAAAUAGCAUGCAGAAACUGUCAGAGCUGCAUCGUGAUCUGCCCUUGUCUCCUCUCGAUACUGCCACUUUUUGGAUCGAGUAUGUAAUGAGACACAAAGGAGCAGCACAUCUUCGCUCACAGGGUGUUAACAUGCCCUGGUACUCUUACCACAGCCUUGAUGUUGUAGCAGUUUUACUGUCAUUCCCAUUGAUAGGUCUUUGGGCCUCAAUUUAUGUAUGCAAGCUUUUGUGUUGCAGCAAGUCUGUCAGAAAGAGGAAGGUGGACUGAAAUAAGCUGCAUUUUGUUACAAACUUAUUUACAUUCAGUGUAAACAUACGGCAUAUGCUAAGUGCAUUCUGCCCUUUAUAUUUUCCUGUAGCUUAAGGGGUAGAGCAUGGCGUUUGCAAUGCCAAGGUCAUUGUGAUGCUGUUCUAAUAUAUAUAUAUAUAUAUAGUAGUAUUACAUUCUUCAUAUCUCCGAAGAGUCUUUAGUUUUAUCAGAUUUAUAAAAGACAGUAGCUUUACCGAUUAUUUUCAAUAACGUACGAAAAAAAUCAGAAAGAGGAAGUCUUAGGGCCAAUCUCAUUUCUCUGUCUUACGCCUUCCCCUUUGUCUUCGUCUUCCCCUUGCCCCUCGAAACCAAGUGUUCUCCUCAUAAACAAAGAAGAUGCCGUCGCCUCAGGUUGUGGUAUCGAUUGCCUGAGCUGAGCUCAACAAAUAGCGCAUAUCUUAGCUGCUAGCUAGCGCUUUAACUAGCGAUUCAAAAACACAAUUAAAACCUCAUGAACAUUUUAUUAAAAGUAUCAUAAAACAUGAGUGUCAUAAUAUAAUUUUAAUUAAACUGCUGAAAAUAACGUUACUUUCAUUUGUGCGACUCCUUGACAGUUCGACUCUUGAUGUCGGCUCUCCUGAGAAAUUCCUACGUUAACGUUUACCCCUCUCUUUCAAGUGUGGUCCUUAUCACACUUCGUUUCAAGGGCUAUGUAUCCCUACGCCUUGGCCCUAGCCCUUGAUCAAACUGAGAAUUGAGACGCCACUUCGCCUCACAUGAAUGCGCAAAACCGAGGGGUAGGGGUAACCCAGCUAACACACGACGUACUAGUUACGUAAUUUAUUGGUCAUUUUUGGUAAUUUCAUGACUUACCAGCUGGCAACGUAACUGUUACGUCCUAGGGAGGUAAUUUCAUUACCAUUACAGUACCAAAUCACUACGUUGCCAGUACGGUCUCCUAACGUCGCGAGAUAACCAAGUACGUUCCAGUUACGUAAUACAUUCAUACUAUUUUGGUGAUUUCAUAACUUACAGGCAACGUAACUGUUACG
Molecule: messenger RNA, 3412 nt
Organism: Misgurnus anguillicaudatus (oriental weatherfish)
Lineage: Eukaryota; Metazoa; Chordata; Actinopteri; Cypriniformes; Cobitidae
Gene: ugt5g1
Product: UDP glucuronosyltransferase 5 family, polypeptide G1
Molecular function (GO): UDP-glycosyltransferase activity
Source: RefSeq, a predicted model, not a curated record